AUGUUUCGUUAAGUAAGAGGUGCAUUAGAUGCUAAUCAUGCAGCUGUCAAACCUGGGUAACAAAAGAUGAAAUUAACAAAAUAGUUGAUAAAUAAAUUAUCGAUAAUGAUAUCCAUCACUUUGGUGAAGUCAGUGAAUCAUCAAAGUUUCUUGUUGAAAUAGCAUACACUUGUUUGCAGAAAGCAAUACAAAUUUGCAAACCAGGUACUAUAAAUAGAGAUAUUGGUAAUAUUAUUGAAAAAUACAUCACUGAAAAUGGAUAGUCUAUAAAUCGUAAAAAUUUUAGUUAUGGAGUUGGCUAACUUUUUCAUUGUGCUCCAACGUAAAUGAAAUUUAAUAAACUAGAUAUAAUACAUUAUGAGAAGAACAAGGCCCCUGGAUGUAUGAAACAUGGACAUACAUUUACUAUAGAACCUAUAAUCAAUUAAGGUAAUUCUUUGGACUUUCGAUAAUUGGACGGCUGUAUUUAUUUUAAUAAAUAAUUAGGUUACUGCCAACCAUAACUUGAGCAGAGUAUUUUAAUAACAGAGGGAGGAAGUGAAGUCUUGGCAGCAAGAUUACCAGCCUCGCUACCCUUAGACUUUAAUAUAUGA
Paramecium pentaurelia is the source of this 593-nucleotide messenger RNA. Lineage: Eukaryota; Ciliophora; Oligohymenophorea; Peniculida; Parameciidae. The record is from the annotation of a GenBank genome assembly.